AAAUAACCUCCACAUACAUAGUAUAUGUAAGAAAUGACAGCUGUCAUUACUCAGUCCGGUAUUCAUAGUAAUCAGUUUCAACUUGUGUUAAUAAUUAAAAAGACGGGAAGAAAGUGAUUAGAAUAUGUCAGAAAAUAACGAUAAACUCCAACAGUUCCUAACGGUAACAGGAAUCGAUGAAGAACGUGCUCGAUUUUAUAUGGAAUCUUCCGCUUGGGAUUUAGAGCUGGCUUUAACAAGUUUUUACGAUGCAGACCCCGAUCAAGAACCUGAAAGCGUCGAUACCAUCCAAUUUUCAAACCCUGCGGACGAAACCCCAACAGAUACAACAGCAAAACCAAAAACGGAAAAACCAACAACGAGGAGCUCAAAAUUCGCCACAUUAAACACAUUGGAAUCGUCCGAUGACGAAGAAGAAGGUCAGGCUUAUUACGCCGGGGGUUCUGAAAAUAGUGGACAACAAGUUUUGGGGCCACCGAAAAAGAAAAAAGAUAUUGUAGCUGAAAUGUUUAAAUCAGUACAAGAACACGGAGUUGAAAUCUUAGAUUCAGCAUCAACAUCUCAACCCGGAGCUUUCCGAGGGACCGGUUAUCGAUUAGGACAAACAGGAAAUGACUCAGUAACUGUUCCAGGUUUUGUUGAACCUUCACCUCCUAUUCAGGUUACAAUGAAAUUGUGGAGGGAGGGCUUUAGUUUGGAUAAUGGCCCAUUAAGAGCUUAUGAUGAUCCAUCAAAUAGAAAUUUUUUGGAUAGUGUAAGACGAGGGGAAAUCCCAACUGAGUUAAGGCAAGGUGUUAAUGAGGUGCAUUUAAGUAUGGAAGAUCAUCGAAUGGAGGGCUUUAAACAAACCUCUCAUGGAAAAUUAACAAAACCAUUCUCUGGAACUGGGCACACUUUGGGAAGCCCGGCUCCCCCUACAAUUGGUACUCCACUAAAUGAAGAUAAAAGUGUGAAUGAAGCUCAUGCUAAAAAACAAGUUAAAUUGGAUGAAGCACAACCAAUAACAAAUUUACAAAUAAGAUUAGCUGAUGGAUCACGAUUAAUAGGUCAAUUUAAUAAUUCUCAUACAGUAGGUGAAGUUCGUUCUUUUAUAAUAGCUGCGAGACCUCAAUACGAAACUCGAGCUUUUUCAUUGUUAUCGUCUUAUCCAACAAAGGAAUUGGAUGACUCUCAGUCUUUGGAAGCCGCUGGUAUAUUAAAUUCGGCGAUAAUGCAGAAAUUAAAAUAGACGAAAUAAACGGGUUUUAUAGAUGAUAAAGUGAAAAGGAUGAAAAACAUGAUAAAACGUGUUUGUAUUUAAUGUAAAUCUAAUAUUAGUACGUUUAAUUAUUAAUAUGGAAAUAAAUAAACAAAUAAGCGUUCAUUUUCAUAACUGA
Onthophagus taurus is the source of this 1376-nucleotide messenger RNA. RefSeq names its product NSFL1 cofactor p47. Gene Ontology annotation, molecular function: ubiquitin binding. Gene Ontology annotation, biological process: nuclear membrane reassembly; proteasome-mediated ubiquitin-dependent protein catabolic process; Golgi organization. The record is from RefSeq and is a predicted model, not a curated record. NCBI's taxonomy places the organism in Eukaryota, Metazoa, Arthropoda, Insecta, Coleoptera, Scarabaeidae. Gene Ontology annotation, cellular component: nucleus; cytosol.